This is a messenger RNA of Cokeromyces recurvatus, 1280 nucleotides long. RefSeq lists its product as uncharacterized. Gene Ontology annotation, molecular function: cysteine-type deubiquitinase activity. The transcript is spliced from 8 exons. The record is from RefSeq and is a predicted model, not a curated record. Bases 9 to 1103 code for a protein of 364 amino acids. Lineage: Eukaryota; Fungi; Mucoromycota; Mucoromycetes; Mucorales; Mucoraceae. Gene Ontology annotation, biological process: protein deubiquitination.
AAGACAUCAUGGCUAAAGGAAAUGCAAAAAAUGAAAAGCAUAAGAAAAAAGAAAGAAUUACACGUAGGCAGAAAAGAGAACUUGAAAAAUCAUUGUCUAGUAAUGAUCCCGAAGAUUUAGACGCUCAACUAAAGCAACUUGGUCUUUGUACAAAAAAUAUUACAGGUGAUGGCAACUGUCUUUUUAGAUCUUUAUCAGAUCAAUAUUAUGGACAUGACGGUAAUCAUAAAGCAAUUCGACAAGAAAUUUGUCAAUAUUUGAGAGAAAAUGAAGAACUAUACAAAUUUUUUGUUGAAGAUGAUCAAUCUUUUGAACAUCACGUUGAAUGUAUGUCGCAAGAUGCUACUUUUGGUGGCAACAUGGAAUUGGCAGCUUUUGCAAAGUUAAAAAAAACUGACAUUAAAGUAUAUCAGCCAGGAUUAAUUUAUGUUAUUAAUGGCGUUGAUGAAGAAGAGGAUGAUGAUGAAGAAGAAAGACAGAUUUUACAUAUUGCUUACCAUAGCUGGGAACAUUAUAGUUCAAUUAGAAAUAUAGAUGGACCAUUUUCGGGACCACCUGAAAUUCAUGUUACAGAGAAUAAAGUACAAAAUGAUGAACAACGAGAUGAAACUACUGAAGAUCAAGAAAAUGAAGAAGAAGAAGAGCUUAAUUCAAAAGAAAAAGUAGUGAAAAACGCAUGCCCUGAUGCCAAUAUUAGAAAAAUACGCAGACUAUUAAUUAAAUAUAAAGGCAAUCCUGAUAAAGUGAUUGAUGCCUUAUAUGAAGAAAAAGAAGAAAAAAUAGGAUCAAAAGAAAAUGAAGAGGGGUAUGAUAUUCAUGAGAAUAAGAAAGAAAGUGAAAAAGAACAAGACAAUGAGAUAGUAGAAGAAGAUAAAAAUAUUACAAUUAUAGAGGAUAAAGAGCUUUCACCAUCAAAUACAAUAGUAAAAAAACCUUCUGCAGCUGAACGUAAAAGAGAAGCAAAAAAAAGACAAAAGGAAAAAAAGUUGCAGAAAGAGAGAGAAAAGGCAGCUCGUAAAGCAAAAUAUAAACAAGAAAAGAACACAGACAAUGACAUAGCAACGAAGGCUAUUGCCCAAUCAAUGAAAGAAAUGUACAUUUAAAACUUCCUGCCUUGACUUUAUAUACCUAUUUCAAAUAAAAGAAAAAGCAAUACGCAUAUUAUAGAAUAAUAGAAGAAAAGCAAUACGCAAAUUAUAGAAUAAUAGAAGAAAAGCAAUACGCAAAUUAUAGAAUAAUAGAAGAAAAGCAAUAUGCAUAUUAUAGAAUAAUAAAAGAAA